Molecule: messenger RNA, 426 nt
Organism: Oikopleura dioica
Lineage: Eukaryota; Metazoa; Chordata; Appendicularia; Copelata; Oikopleuridae
Source: the annotation of a GenBank genome assembly
AUGUCGACAUUAGGCCUGUAUUUCGAAGACAAGCCGCUGCGACAAGGCACGAAACGCGCCCUGGGCCCAGCCGACCGUUACCCCCAAGAUCAGUUUCAAAAAGAAGACGAACUUUCCGCAACCUUUCUCAAGCACGGUUUCUCGUUACUGAACCCUCUUGUCUCCCAGCCGAACGAGUCCUCCAGUGCCAAAGAUGUUUUCACCCAAAAGUUCAUCGAAAAAUCCGAAGAAGACGAAACACUGAUGCCGAAUUUUUACGAAAAACGCGUGUUAAAAAGCUUGAAGCAAAUCCAAGAUGAUUCAUUGCGCUGCUCGCAGAUCCAGGACGAUUUCAAAAACGAAAAGAAAAAGUUUCAAUCCCAAAAGAAAGUUUCCGAAUCCUCCAACCUGGGAUCGCCGCUCAUCAAAAUCGCCACAGAGACUUGA